Haplochromis burtoni (Burton's mouthbrooder) is the source of this 4490-nucleotide messenger RNA. RefSeq names its product oxysterol-binding protein-related protein 7. The transcript is spliced from 24 exons. Gene Ontology annotation, cellular component: plasma membrane; intracellular membrane-bounded organelle; perinuclear endoplasmic reticulum. The record is from RefSeq and is a predicted model, not a curated record. Gene Ontology annotation, molecular function: cholesterol binding. Lineage: Eukaryota; Metazoa; Chordata; Actinopteri; Cichliformes; Cichlidae. The coding region runs from base 351 to 3119 and encodes 922 amino acids.
CAAGCACAUCAUCAGUCAGGUGUGGUAUUGCUUUUUGUUUAACUCAGAGGACAAGAGCAGGGAGAUCACACAGUGAAGGAACACCCUAGGAAAGUCUCUGUGCUGUGAUUUUUCUCCACAGAAGACAUUUUACAGCUCUACAAUUGUUUCUGGGAGAAGGUAUAAGGAACUGUCUGUGGAGUCCUGCUGCUGCAGCUUGUCAGUCCAACACAGGAAAAUCCUGCUUUUGAUUGCAGGUGCCCUUCCCUUUAAGGGAAAACAUGGACACGGACCAUUGGAGGAAAAUGCUCCCCAUAGCCACUGUGUACAUUGCCAUGAGAAACAACUUGGGUUGAAGGUCAUUUCUCUCCAUGCAACGCUACUCUCAUUACAUUGCACCAAUGGACCCUCAGGUUUGUCCACCACCUCUCAGUAGCAGCCAGUCAGUGAUUAGUGGCCUUGACAAAUCCCCAGCAAGCACUUUCAGACCUGGCCACUCACGGAGCAGCAGCACAGGUUCUGGCAAGCACUCAAAACAGUCUCGGCACUGGGAGGUAGUGGAUGACUUGCAGCAUGUUGACAGGGGCUUGGUUCCAGGGUCAUCUGGAGAUCUCAGUAUUCCUGGGAUCUGUGAGGGCUACUUGAUGAAAAGGAGAAAAUAUCCGCUCAAAGGCUGGCACAAAAGGUACUUUCUGUUGGAGAAAGGCAUUCUCAAGUACUCAAAGACCCAGCAAGAUAUUCAAAGAGGGAAGCUGCAUGGCUCUCUGGACAUCAGCAUGGCUGUCAUGUCUGUGAAUAAGAAGACCAAACGCAUAGACCUGGAUGCUGGAGACAACCUGUAUCACCUCAAGGCAAAAAGUCACGACAUUUUCUACAUCUGGUUGACCAAGCUGUGUGCCCAUCGUGUGUUCAGAAAAAAUGAGGCCAUGAGUGUCCACCGUGGUGUGCUUCAUGCGCUUUCUUUGGGCCAGAGCACUCUCCCGGCUUUCUCUCAGCAAAGCAGAGCAACAAUUCCUCACUAUGCCAGCUCUGCAUCGGUGUACCAUCCAGAGAUGGCAAGUCCUGCCCCAGCUGUUGCCAGUCAACCAGGUGUGACCAGCAAGGUAUCAGCUUGGCUGCAGCAGACCCACGACAUAGAUGCAACCUCCAAUGAACUGGCUCGUUGUCAGGCAGAUCUGACAGAACUGGCUCAACUUAUCCAGAGACUGAAUUGGCUGGAAGGAGGCUACCCUAUCACUAACACAGACCUGGAGAUGCGAAUCAGCAUGCAGAAUCUCUCCCUGGAAAAACCCAAGAAAAAGAAUGGGCGAAUGCCGGGUCACUCCAGGACUCUGUCUCGUGCUGAGGCCAUGGGGGGAAUGCAGUUCACUUCCAGUCAUCUGAGCACAAAUUCCACUUCUGUACAGUCCAUUCCAAACUACGUCUACUCUCAGCUGUCCAAUCCUCAAGUCACCUCACCUGAAGCUAAGAAGCUCCACCAGGAGAUCUGCACUUCUUCUCAGAGAGUUCACAGUUCUCUGAAGUCCAUUCAUGAGGUUUUGACCUUGGAGCGUGAGAGACUGAGGCAAGCCUGGACCGGCCCAGACAUGCGGCAGAACACCUCACAGCAGCUCGCUACCAUCUGUAGCACAUUGUCUGAGCUUGAUAUACAGUCCCAUCUGACCAAAGUCCAUUCGCUUUCCCUGUCCUCUGACUCUUCUGAAGAAUCCUUCUGCACUGUCCGUCCAGACCAGAGAACGCCUUCCUUAAGUCGUCACAGUAACCGUCCACCUUCAGUGGCAGAUUCUAUGGCAGAGUAUUUUGAUGCUAGCGAGGUAAUAGUGUGCGAGACUUCGUCAGAGGCCGAGGCUUCUGAUGAAUCGGGCCUGAGUGACAUUACCACCACUAGCACAUCAGAGCCUGAAGAAGGACAUUCUGCUGCUACUCUUAACUACAGAGAAAGUUUGAACAGUGCAAGUCACAAGCCACGGCCAGUGCCUCCUGAUACUGGUCGUCGCACUACCCUGCCUGCCCCCUGCGCAGACAACAGCCACAUUGGCAUUAUGACCAUCCUCUACAACAACAUUGGCAAGGAUCUGUCCAGAGUGUCUAUGCCAGUUGCUCUCAAUGAGCCACUCUCAUUGCUGCAGAGGCUCAGUGAAGAACUGGAGUACUCUGAGCUGCUGGACAUUGCCAGCAACAUUGAUGAUCCAUAUGAGAGGAUGGUUUAUGUAGCAGCAUUCUCCAUCUCUGGUUAUGCCUGGGCAUCCUGGAGGAAUCGUUACAAACCCUUCAACCCUGUCCUGGGUGAAACGUAUGAGAAUUACAGAGAAGACAAAGGAUUCCAAUACAUUAGUGAACAGGUCAGUCACCAUCCACCCAUCUCUGCUUGCCAUGCAGAGUCAGAAAACUUCACUUUCUGGCAAGAUCAGAGAUGGAAGUACAAGUUUUGGGGCAAGUCUGUGGAGAUCAUCUCUUCUGGACUGGUUAAUGUUACCCUACCCAGGUAUGGUGAUCACUAUGAAUGGAAUAAGGCCGUUACAUGUAUCCACAAUGUCCUGAGUCAGCAACGCUCUUUGGAGCACUAUGGUGAGGUGAUCAUCAGAAACACAAAGAGUGAUGUGUGCACCUGCAAGAUUACCUUUGUCAAGUCCCGCUACUGGAGCUCGGACAGCAGUAAGAAUGAGGUGCAGGGUGUGGUUUUGGACCAGGCUGGGUCAGUGAUUCAUCGUUUCGGAGGUCUCUGGCAUGAAGGCAUUUUCUGUGAUACUCUACCUACACCAAAAUGUAUCUGGAAACCCAAUGUACAGCCUGAUGACUAUGUCAAGUUCUAUGGCUUCUCAAGUUAUGCCAGGGAACUUAAUGAACUGACUUCAGAAUUGAAGGCUGUCCUUCCACCUACGGAUACACGUUUCAGACCGGACCAGAGGCUCCUGGAGGAGGGAAAAAUAGCAGAAGCAGAUAAAAGGAAGGAUGAGGUGGAGGAGAACCAAAGGGAAAGGAGGAAAGAAAUGGCCAAGAAAGGGGAGGAACACAUCCCCAGGUUCUUCAGAAAAUCGGUGGAUGAAGCUGGCAGAGAGGUGUGGCUGUACAGUGGGACAUACUGGAUGCUCCGCAAAGACCCUGGCUUUGCCAAUACUGAAAAUCUGGAUCUGUGGUAGAACUCUACACCCACCUGAAUAUGAGGCUGAAUGAAAGCGGAUCCAUGUGAACACAUAAUGGCAGAAUGAACAUGUCGUCAAUAAAAGUAAUCAGCUAUAACUAUUUGUGAUUAUUAGCCUGGUGAAGAAUAAACAGUAUUGACCCAACAGCGGUGACCAAAGGGCCAAAAUACUGCUACCAGUGGUGCAAGGGUAUAGAGGGAAAGGGCUUUAAGAAGCAUAAAUGAACCUCUCAUUAGUUUCAUUUUGGUUCCAGUGUAGAGAUGAGAUGCUACUAAGGUACAAAUGAAGACUGAUUUAGAUGAAGCCAGAUGUCUUUCCUGCCUUUUUGCCUUUCUCUGCCAUAAAGAAAAUCUGAAAUAUUAUCAUUUAUGUUUAAGAAGCAAAGCUUAACUUGAAUUCUAUUUUAAAUUGCUGCCAUUUAGGAAAAAAUUGGGUAAAAUGUUUUCUUGAUGUAAAUAGUAGGUGAUUUAUAACAUUUUAUGUCAUGUGUUUGUAAAUUUUAAUAUCAGGCUCAAAGUGUUAAAUGCUUUCUUGUAGAGGGGCUUAUGUGGUAUUUUGCAGGUGAACUGGUGCUGUUCUCAGUGGGUCUUACUGUUUAAACAAAGUCUGUAUGCAUGUUGUGUUGGGUCACAUUGGUGAAUCCAUAUACCAGAAUGAAUCAAGCGCCAUUUCAACCCAGCAUUCUUCAUUUCUCUCUGUCCUUGAUGAGCUGAAACACCGCUUAGACAUUUAGACUGUGAGUUGAAUCAGUGAAGGGUUUUUAUGUUUCAAUAGUGGAUUUUUAAUAAGGAAAAGAGAUGGCUGUUAAAUCAUUGUGAAUGUUUUUUUUCAGUGGUUUAGUUUCAAAUAAAAGGUUCUAGAUCAACAUUAAACUUCUGUUCAUUACUAAACUGCACUACAAAAUUGCUGCCUAGAAUCUGGACUUGUAUUUAUAAAGAAGUGAAUAUUUGCAACGGUGGUUGUUGUGAAAUCCUCCAGUGUUGACUCAUGCUUCUGUUUGGUUAUCUUUCAAGGCUGUCAUUAUGUUGCACACGCAAGCAACUGAAGCAUGCUAACACGUAGAAAGCAGGUGUACAUGUUGUAACAUUUGUUUGUUUUUGUUUUUUUUCCCCUAUUCACCAGGAAGUGAAACUCUUAAUAUUCUUUAGAUUCUUGAGUAGCAGCAUAUUUAAUCUCUUAUCAUCCACCGAAGCGGUUUACUAUACACAGUUGGCAAGAUAUGUGGCCUUGUCAGUUUUGUCAUGAAAGUGAACUACUUCUUUUUACCUGGCUAAAUCACAACUUAUGCUGAACACAUGACCUGCUCCUGUCCAGAGGUCUUUACAACAAAACCGGCUUCUGGCUUAUUCAGGUAAUUUUUUUUUUUUU